AAGUUGGCUUUGUGAUCUUCGCGAAUGUGAAGUAGCAUUUGUUUACAUCAGCGAGGAGUGGUCCUGUUUCCAGGCAACCAAUAAUUUACAGUUUUCAUAAUCGAUUCGAAUUUGCCUAUUAGAUAAAAUGAUUAUGCAAUGGAAAUAUUUGGCACUUCUCUGGUUCCAUACCAAUUGGAUAACGGCAAAUCCUAUAGAAGUGAAGCCUGUAGUAGCCACCGAGUUCUUAAUACUCCACAACAAUGAUAUGCACGGGAGGUUCGAGCAGACGAAUGUCAACAGCGAAAGCUGUUCUCCGGAGGAUGCCAAAAGCAAUAAAUGUUUCGGCGGCUUUGCGCGUAUUGCCCAUGAAGUCCGCAAAUAUCGUGCCGAGGCUAAAAAUGGCGGAAUUCCGGUGUUUUAUUUGAAUGCCGGUGAUACGUAUACCGGAACCGCAUGGUUUGCAGUCUUUAAAAAUAAAAUUGCCAGCGAUUUUCUCAACAGACUGCAACCAGAUGCCACGUCUCUGGGCAAUCAUGAGUUUGAUGAAAAGGUAGAGGGUCUAAUACCAUUUCUGAAUGACGUAAAUUUUCCUGUUUUGGCCUGCAAUCUCAACCUUACCAAGGAACCAGCAAUAGCUGCCUCUAAAAAUUUUGCCCAUUCAACUAUACUCGAUGCAAAUGGCACAAAAAUUGCUGUGAUUGGAUAUUUAACACCUGACACGAAAUCGCUUUCAAUAAAAAACGAUGUGGAGUUUAAUGAGGAGAUUGUUUCUAUCAACGCAGAGGCAGCUAGGCUUAAGGCACAGGGCCAUAGAAUUAUUAUUGCUUUAGGACACUCUGGUUAUAAAAAGGAUCAGGAUAUAGCUAAAAACUGUCCCGAAGUCGAUAUCGUCAUAGGCGGACAUACGAACACAUUCUUGUUCAAUGGAACAAAGCCAAGCGUCGAAAGUAUUGACGGUCCAUAUCCGACUAUAAUAACACAGAAGAGCGGAAAACGAGUUCUUGUCGUACAGGCCUACGCCUACACAAAGUAUUUGGGGAAAUUGCAUGUGAAGUUCGAUAAAGAUGGAAAUCUCAUUGAGUUCGAUGGCUCGCCGAUAUUACUUGAUGCUCGAGUGGCGCAAGAGAAGGAUGUACUAGAUCUGUUAGAGAUGUACAGAGAGAAUAUUACUGCCCUGGAGAAGUCUGUGGUUGGCCAUACGAAAGUGUAUUUGGAGGGCCGUAAGAACUAUUGUCGUUCUGUAGAGUGUAAUAUGGGAAAUCUAAUUACGGAUGCAAUGAUAUUCAGCCGUGUACUGGAAGAUCAGGGCGGUGAUUACUGGACAGAUGCAGCUAUUGCCUUGCAUCAAGGCGGCGGUAUACGUAGUUCAAUCGAUCGAAAACCCGAUGGCACUAUAACACAGAGUGAUCUGCUUACCGUGCUGCCCUUUGAAAACGAUCUUUAUAUCACACGAAUCACUGGCAAAACCUUGAGGAUCGCUUUGGAGCGUUCCGCUGCACUUAGGUUCAAGGACUCAGAUGGAGCAUUCCUUCAAGUAUCCGGCAUUCACGUGGUCUACAAUCCAGAUAUGCCAGAGGGUAAACGAGUUGUGUCUGUGCAAGUGCGCUGCGCCGACUGCCUGGUGCCAUCGUACAGCUAUCUGAACGACAGCGCCUACUAUAAGGUGAUUGUGCCACAGUUUCUGGUCGAUGGUGGCGACGGACACGUUCUGAUUGAUCGGGUUAAUCCUGUGUCCAUACGUAUGCAAAAAACUAUUGUUGAAGCAGUUCGUCAAUAUCUGCAGGAACGUAAAUACAUUUAUCCCGAUGUCGAAGGUCGCAUCCAAUUCAUAGGCUCCGGCAAAAGUAAAUCGUCGGGAUCUGAUUCCAUAAAAAACACGUUGAGUUCCUUAGCAUUGAUGCUAUUUACAGUUGUAGUAAAUCGUAUUUUUAAUUAAUUCUAAUAUGUGUAUAUAGUCAUAGUAUUUUUUUGAAUUUCA
Messenger RNA from Drosophila navojoa, 1960 nucleotides. Its product is annotated as protein 5NUC. Gene Ontology annotation, biological process: AMP catabolic process. The record is from RefSeq and is a predicted model, not a curated record. Gene Ontology annotation, cellular component: plasma membrane. NCBI's taxonomy places the organism in Eukaryota, Metazoa, Arthropoda, Insecta, Diptera, Drosophilidae. Gene Ontology annotation, molecular function: nucleotide binding; 5'-nucleotidase activity; metal ion binding.